AUGGAAAGCAAAAGAGAGAUGAUGGCCAACUUUCCUCUACUUCCAGUCACCAUGGUGCUGGUUCUAGCUCUAUCCAGUCUCCAUUUAGCAACAUCCCAUCCCUAUUCAGAAGCCUACAGCAUCAGUGGGCACCAACCAGGCAAGGGAAAAUACACUGCCGAGAUCUACGGGGCCACCUUUACUCAGGUUCCAGGCAACCAACCCACCAAGUGCGACAACAAGUACUACAGUGAUGAUGAGAAGGUGGUGGCGCUCUCCGCUGAGUGGUUCCUUGGUCGCUGCCUCAAGAACAUCAGGAUCCAUUCCAAGACGAGGUCAGUUGUAGCUAAAGUGGUCGACGAGUGCGAUUCGAUUCAUGGUGGUUGUCCUCGUGACAUCCUGCGGGCUACUCCGGCGGUGUGGAAGGCUUUGAAAAUCCCCUAUGAAGAGCUUGGACACGCUUUGGUUACGUGGUCUGAUGAGUGA
This is a messenger RNA of Phoenix dactylifera (date palm), 465 nucleotides long. Lineage: Eukaryota; Viridiplantae; Streptophyta; Magnoliopsida; Arecales; Arecaceae. The record is from RefSeq and is a predicted model, not a curated record.